AUUUUCUCUUCCAUGGCAGAAGUAUAAUUAAACGUACAGCAGGCUUCCAAUGGAGUCGCACGAUAUGCAUAAUAAUUCGCCACUUAUCAAUCAGUCGAUUGUACGACAUUACGAAAAACAAAAAAGGUCAAAUGCAUCCCUUUCGAUUGCCCCGGACAACGCGCUAAUUGACUGGACUCGGAUUUUACAUUGCAAUGAAGAUGACUGGCAUGAUCUUAUUCAACAGAUACCCUCAAAAACUAGAAUUCAUGGAGUAAACUCUACGGUGAGAGUAAUGUCAAGCGACCUUCUCUGUCACGACAACUUUCCCCCUUAAAUUCCAAUUCAUCAUUCCGAAUUCAGUCUCACAACAAAAGCCCUAGCUUGCAGGUCGCAGAGCUCAAAUCAAUUAAACCCUACAAAUAUGGACUGUAGUGAGCGAAACAGCAAUGAAAUUAAAGCCAAGGAGAAGCCAAAGCGCAGAGGGGUUUGGAAGGUUUUGGCCCGAGCAGGAAAUGCAUGCUCAAAGAAUUUGGUACUCUUACCUGUAAAAUUGCUCUGCCGGGCUCGAAAAGCGUAUGUAGAAACCCUAUUGAAUUGCAAAACUGGGCAGGACAAGGCUGUGGAAGUUCCAAUUUCCUUCAAAGCUCACAGGUCCGGAAGUAGACGGGAGGAAGAGAAUCUGCGCCGGCUCAUAAGAAUGACAGAGAUUAAGCUGCAAUUGCAGAUGAAGCUUGAAGACAGUGGAUCCAUGGCGACAGAAAGCGGACCAGAAAACAGUGUGAUUGUAGCGAGGCCCACCUUUUUUGGAGCUCUGAGGAGCAGUAGCGUAGGCGCCAAGCAUAUGACCAUCGGCAUAGCCCCCAUUGAUGAAGACAGCCCCUGCUAUUUUCCUGGUUCGUUCAAGAAGAGAUGGGCUACUCCCCUGCCUCGCAGUGGCAGCUGUGGAACCACCCAUCCUGCCCAACCUCCUUCAACUCUCUAAGAGGACUCUCACCCUCUAGAUUAAGGGUAUAGGACUCACCCAUUUUAAGAGUCCUUAGGAUUUAGGGUAAGAGUCCUCUAGAUUUGGGGUCAAAGAUUCUUACCCCACAAAGAGUUUUCUAGGUUCGAGGUUCUUAUUUCGUGAAGAGUCUUCUAGAUUUAGGGUGCGAGUCUUCUAGAUUUGGGAUCGUCUUGUAUCUUCGGAUCUAAGGUUUUGUACCUUUUUAGAUUUAAGGCUUCGUCACAAGAAUUUGCAUUAGGUUUUCUUUGUCUAUGUAAAAGAGUCGUCAUGUUGGUUAUAAUUUAUUAGUUUUUUUU
Cryptomeria japonica (Japanese cedar) is the source of this 1281-nucleotide messenger RNA. RefSeq lists its product as uncharacterized. Lineage: Eukaryota; Viridiplantae; Streptophyta; Pinopsida; Cupressales; Cupressaceae. The record is from RefSeq and is a predicted model, not a curated record. The transcript has a single exon. Bases 404 to 964 code for a protein of 186 amino acids.